AUGAUAUAUGACACUUUUGUAAUGGGAGCUAAGACGGCACUUGUGAAACAAGGUAACGUAACUUCUGCAAGGCCAGAUUUUCCAGCUCACCAAGAAGUUGCACACUACCAUGGGAUUAUAUUCAGUAGUGGCGAUUUAUGGCAAAAUCAGAGAAGAUUUGGCAUCACAACUCUUCGAGAAUGUGGAUUUGGAAAGAGAAGUUUGGAAGAAAGAAUUGUUGAAGAAGUUUCAUAUUUAAACGAUGCGAUACGUGCCACUAUGGGAAAACCAUUUGAAAUAAUGGCGAAACUUGGCAACGCUAUUUCUAACAACAUAUGUAGUGUUGCUAUGGGGCGGAGAUAUGAUUACGACAACAAAAGGUUCAAAGACCUCGUCGCAAAAGUAUCUUGGAGAUUCAAUCAUCCUCGGGCGGCGCGUUAUUUCAGUCUGACACUGUUUGAACCACUGUUGAUCAAAGUACCGCCAAUAUCGACUUACAACAAAAUGCAAAUCAGCAACAGGGACGACAUGUUCAGCCUUUUCCGAGAAAUUAUUGACGAGCAUAGAGCGACAUUUGACAAAGAAAACAUUCGUGAUUUUAUUGACGCCUUCCUUGAACGUAUGGCUGGGAACGAUCCUCAUUUCACGGAGUUUCAGUUGCUCGUGUUUUUGAGGGAUUUAUUCAUUGCUGGCACUGAAACCACAACGAGUACUUUGAGGUGGGCGUUGCUGGUUCUGCUUCACAAUCCUGGAGUACAAGACAAGCUACGGAAUGAAAUUCACAAAGUUUUAGGUUUCGUCACUGCAAUAUAGUAGGGUAGUGGGAGAUGGGCACCUUUUCAUUCUAUUUUCUCGUCCCAUUUAGUAGUAAA
Messenger RNA from Ciona intestinalis (vase tunicate), 851 nucleotides. The record is from RefSeq and is a predicted model, not a curated record. NCBI's taxonomy places the organism in Eukaryota, Metazoa, Chordata, Ascidiacea, Phlebobranchia, Cionidae.